AUGGACGAACCGUUCCGUAAGAGGCCACGCCUCUCUAUGUUCGCCAACCGUUCCUCUGAUCCUGGCCUGGACGAAGAUCUCGGCACCCGACGGUUGAGAAAUGAUCACUUGCUGAAAUCGCGUUUUGAAUCGAUCUUUGAGAAGUACUCCCACGACUUUUCCGGUAUUGGUGACGAGAUAGACAUGGAUACUAUGUCCAUAGUAGUGAAUAACGGCCAUGUGCAAUCAAUGGAAGAUGAGACGGAUCCAGGAGGCGCAUACUCUACAAAGGGGAAAUCGUUGCUCAGAGCAAUGACUGAGCUUCAAGACGGUGCACAAGAGUACUCCAAUGAGGGUGCAGACGAGGUCAUCAUGAGUAUCGAGGAAAUCGCCGAGAAUGCUGCAAUGGCAGUUGACGACCAGGAAAUGGAUCCUGUGGACAGCGACGAGGAAUUAUUUGUGCCCAUCCAUGCUCGCGCAUCAUACGUUACGCCUCCUGAUGCAAGAGAAAGCCACAACACUGUCCAAUCUGGUACAGUCGACUCUGACCAUGAUUCACUUUUCGAGGGGGUGCAACAGCCGGAAAGAUCGACAAGUCCUGACUCUUUGUUCCAAGUUCAACUUCAAGAUUCAUCUAAUCCCAAGACCACCGAUUCGCUACUCGAGUUCGAAAUUCCACACGAGGAGGUGGAUGACGAUGCCAUUCUUGAGAAGUUUGGACCUAGGCUUGGUCCGGAGGUGUUGGCAAUUAUACGAAGAACUAGAAGUGUUGCUGCUCAAGCCCAUAUCGAGCCGGCCUGGCGUCUCCCCACGAAUCUCGUUCCUUCGGAGCGGCCCAGAUCUGCCUCGAAGUCCAAGACGCCGUCAGUCCCUCUACCUAAUCCACGAGAUCAGCGGACUGCCUCCCCAGGUGCUGCAAAGUCUCUCUGGAAGCCGCCUAACCGGUCAACCAAGAGAACGGCGUGUCAAGCUGCUGUGAGUCGACGUACUCGUGCCGAAUCGGCAGAUCCGCUUCAAGACGGGUUUUCUGACCGACAGGACGAAGGAGAAGAGAGUACCGACAGCGGACAAGAGACAAAAGAUACAGAGGACGAACAGGUCGUGCAGAUGAGGGAAGGCUCUUGUUUUUAUUGCUCUCGCCAGUGGGCCUGCAAGGCAGGUGUCUUCAGGCACUGGGCCAAACUGGCAAAGAAUUAUGACAUGGGCGAAAUAGAUGAUGACGAUGUGCAUGACCUGGAGUAUAUCCGCGUUUACGUGUCAUACAACAGCAGGCCGGCGCGCCUACCAAGACUGAUCGUUUCCGACUUUAAAACCCUGGUUGAAUUGCAUGAGGGCGCCGGGUUGUCUUUCGAUGAAAUCGCGGAAUGCCGAGCUCUUCGAACACACAAGACUGGACUUGCUCUCAAUGAUGUCUAUGACAGAUACCGGACACUGUCUGGUCUUGCCAACGAUGCUUCAAGAGAAUGGUCGGAGGCGGAGCUGUGUCUUUUGGAGGAGCUCUGUCAGAACCCAAAACGAGACGUUGGGACGUUUGUAUCACAUUUCAAACAUCGCCACCAGAGCGAGAUCGGAAAUAAAUUGGCCGAAAUAUGGUUGGAAAAUCUCUGGUGUUCGGUUGGAAAAGGACCUACCGCAUCAACACAGCGGACAAAUACAUCGCCACAGGCACAGGGUGAGCACGAAGGGUUACCGGCGCAUCAUGUAUCUGUCAAAGUGGAGCCUGAUUCCGACGAAGAGCUGUUCCGUCGAAGAUGA
This is a messenger RNA of Fonsecaea multimorphosa CBS 102226, 1734 nucleotides long. RefSeq lists its product as uncharacterized. The record is from RefSeq and is a predicted model, not a curated record. Gene Ontology annotation, cellular component: nucleus. Gene Ontology annotation, molecular function: histone binding; protein heterodimerization activity. The transcript has a single exon. Bases 1 to 1734 code for a protein of 577 amino acids. Lineage: Eukaryota; Fungi; Ascomycota; Eurotiomycetes; Chaetothyriales; Herpotrichiellaceae.